GUCCUGCCUUCAUGUCCAUCCCCACCGGUUGAGUCCGCCAUGCCUCAUCCAUGACUCCAUGGCCAUCCAUGAUUGGAUUUUGAUGGAAUGCAUGGUGCUCACCACAAGCCAUUUGCUUAUUAUAUCCUCCAAUUGGCGUCGCCCAAAAGCUCCGCACUCCCCCCUCUUUCCCGAACUCCAAGAAGGAAUCGAGGAUAGGCAGAACCAGAGAGGAGAGAGAGAGGGACUGAGAGACAUUCUUUCCCCCUCUCUUCUUCCACUUCCUUUCUCUGCUAGUAUAAUUCUGUGAUGAAGCAUCCCAAGGCCCUCACUGACUCCCCCCAGCAUCAGCAGCAGCAGCAGCCGCCGCCUAAUCUUCAACAAUUUGCUCUGCCUUCCAAGACCCUGAUCGACUCCGCCGCCAACGCCGUUUCCAACAACAGCAACCACCCCUUCCCCACUUCCCUCUUCUACGAGCCCAUCUCCGUCCUCGACCCCCACCUUACCUCCAGCCCUGCAACCGCUCCUACGGCCGCCCCUGCCGCUGCUCCAGGAGACUUGCCCUUCCUUCCCUGGGCUGCUGGCGUCGUCGGUGGCGGCGAUUCCCAUCAUCCGCACCUACCCUCCGACGACUGGGACACUGCCUCCUGGUUCCUUCCUGAAAAGUACGAACUUUCCCCUUUACCGGAUGACGCCGGCGCCCACUUCCUCGAUUCCCCUUUCGACCUCUCCUUCGAUCCGUUCGCCUCCGCGGAUCCUGCGAUCCCAACGCCUGCCCCAGGCUUCGACCGCUCCCAGUUAGAUUGCCUCAUCAGCGCCGCUCAUUGUCUGGAAACGAACGAUUUCGCCACGGCACACGUGAUAUUGUCGCGGCUCAAUCAAAAUCUGCCCUCCGCAGGCGUCUCCUCGCUUCAGAGGGCCGUCUUACUCUUCAAGGAGGCGCUUCUCGCCCUGCUUCGCCCUUCCACUGCUGAACCCCCGCUCUCCGCCGCCGAGCUGGUCCACUAUAUAGCUGCACACAAGGCCUUCGCCGACCUCUCCCCUGUUCCACACUUCGCCACCUUCACGGCCACACAGAUCCUCAUCGAGGCGCUCGACUGCGGCGCUCGCUCCAUCCAUCUCGUCGACUUUGACCUCGGCCUGGGCGGACAAUGGUCGUCCUUCGCGCAGGAGCUCGCCGCUCGGUGUCGAACCUCUCGUUCCUCCCCGCCGGCUGUUCGCAUCACUGCCGUCGUCGCGGAGGAAUCCGGCGAGACGACUCUGGCAUCUGAUAACCUCCGAGACUUCGCCCGAGGCCUCAACAUCAACCUCUCCGUCAGCUUCGUCCGAGUCGGAGGCCUGGGCACGCUUGCCCUCAGUGGCGUUCGCCUUUCCGGAUCCGGGGAGCCAACCGCCGUCGUCCUCACGCCCACUAUCUUCCGCCUGCUAGGUUUUGGCACCGGAGCCUCGGCUGAUUCCUCCGCCUCUCUCCUCCGGUUCGUGCGGCGUAUGUCCCCGCGGGUGGUAGUCUUCAUCGACCCGGAGGGCUGCCUCGGCACUCUUCCCUCCCCAUCGCUGCGGAGGACGGUGGCGGUCGGGGUGGAGCACUUCGCGGCCGUGCUGGAGUCGGUGGAGGCCGCGGCGGCCGCGACGGGCACGAGAGAGGAAACGCUGCGUCGGGUAGACCAGGCAGUCAUCCGCCCACGCGUGUCGAGCGUGGUGAGCGAGUGGAACUGGCGGCCGGGACCCUGGCGAGACGUGUUCGCCGACGCCGGCUGGACGCCAAUUCCCUUCAGCGAGAUCGCUGAGACGCAGGCCGAAUGCCUUGUGCGCCGUGCGCCAGUCGACGGCUACCACGUGGGCAGGAGGGACGAGACCCUCCUGCUGAGCUGGAGGGGGAAGGAGCUCUCCUCCACGUCAGCUUGGAGGUGCUGACAUCGGCAGUGCCCCUUUUUCCCGCUGGCGAUGCCCAACUCACUUUGUUUGUCCAUAGUUUUAAUUUGCGUGUGCCCGUAUUUUAUUUUAUCUGGCUUCCGCUACUACUGUGCGCUGCGCUCUCUUUUUCCUCUCUUUUUACCACUAUUUAUCCCCCUUUUUUUUCCCCUCAAUUUAACAGCUGACUUGGCUUACAGGAAACAGACCGCAGGGAAGGCCAAGUAGGCGUCCUUCUGUUCUGAACCAUUAUAUGUAACGUAGUUCCGUGUCUCCUUUUAUCAUCCUCAAGAAUGAAAAUGAUAUAUAGUUCAUCAGUGACUCAGUUAGCAGACAGAUAAA
Molecule: messenger RNA, 2232 nt
Organism: Zingiber officinale
Lineage: Eukaryota; Viridiplantae; Streptophyta; Magnoliopsida; Zingiberales; Zingiberaceae
Product: scarecrow-like protein 15
Exons: 1
Coding region: 289-1893 (534 amino acids)
Biological process (GO): regulation of DNA-templated transcription
Cellular component (GO): nucleus
Molecular function (GO): sequence-specific DNA binding; DNA-binding transcription factor activity
Source: RefSeq, a predicted model, not a curated record